This is a messenger RNA of Pelodiscus sinensis (Chinese soft-shelled turtle), 3091 nucleotides long. The record is from RefSeq and is a predicted model, not a curated record. NCBI's taxonomy places the organism in Eukaryota, Metazoa, Chordata, Testudines, Trionychidae.
AAUGCAAAGGAGCUGGCUAGAGAUCCGGGCUCUUCCCCCGCCCCGCCGGGCAGAGGGACUUUCCCUGGAGCCCUGAGCCCUAAAAACAAGCCGGCUACUUCGGGUUUAAUCCCCCGCCCGUGGGCCCCCGCAAUGCUGGAGUGCGGCGACCCAGGCGCUAAGGGAACCAGCCUGCACCCCUGGAGCUGCAACCCACGGCGUGGCUAGAACCGGGGGCCCCGGGGCUCCGCCACGCCCCCUGGCUGGAAGUGCUUCCAGGGGGCACAGUGCGCUCCGUGGCUCCCCUGAAGGGAACGCAGCCGCUCCCCAGCCAUGCUGGGCUGCCUUGGGCCAGGGGGAGACGUCCCUGGUAGUUGGAUUUAGAGACCCGGACUGCGCGCGGCGUGAGAGAGGUGGGGGGUCCAGUCCAGCCCUGCUUCCCUGCCCCCUUCGCAGCCCACUCAGGAUGCUGGCCGGCUGGAGAGAGCUCUCUGCAGGGACUGGUGCCACGCUUUGCUGCCUGCUCUUCUUCUGGCUCUUGUACUCUCACCCGCCUAAGGAAGGGAAGGAGCUGGAGGUGGGGAUGUGCGAGAUCACAGCACUAAACCGAGACCUCAGCCAUCCCAGGAGGAUGAUCGCCCGGCAGACAGCACGUUGUGCCUGCAGGAGAGGCCAAGUCGCCGGCACAACGAGGGCAAAACCUGCCUGUGUAGAUGCUCAGCUCAUUGCCAGUAAGCAGUGGUGUGGGAUGGAGCCCUGUGACGAAGAGGAGCAGUGCACUGUGUUAAUAAAUCGGUCAGGCUGGAGCUGCACGAGGCGACUGGGCCGCAUAAAAACCGUCACAGUCUCCUGACAGCAGCAGCUGAUGGCCUGAGCCUGGCAUCUCCACUCCUGGCUGAUGCAGCAGUACAACGACCGUCUCCCUGGGGCGGGGGCUGGCCCCUCUGGCUGCAUCCCCAUGGGUUGGUCUCCUUGCAGCAGGGCCUGUCGGCCUCUGCUUUGCUGCUGCACACUGGACAGAGCUGCCUGGGCUGGGGGCUGCUCUGUCGCCUGCUGGGAUGAUGCCUCCAGCUGGAGAGAUGGGACGGGAUUAUCAUCUGGAGGGAUUUUCACUGAAAUGCACCUUUCUGCAAACCUUUUGUGGACAGAGGUAAUGGCCCUGGGGCACCCAGAGGGUUCAAAAGCAGCAUCUUUGCUGUGGCUGGCUCUAGGUCACUGGGGAGCGGCCCAGAUCAGAGACCCAAGGAGGAAACAGACUCAGAUGGAUGUUUAACCAGAGCCGAGUGGAGCGUGGGGGGGUCAGUCCAUCACCAUGAUGCAAACGCUCUUGUAUUUCUCUCCCUCACCCCAAUCUCCAGAGUGAAAGGGUGCAGAGGGGACAGCUCUCAGCUACGGUCCUUUCAGCUCUACCCCACCAGCUCAUCUGCAGUCCUUUGGAGAGUUCCCUGACACUGGGAGGGGCAGAGAGAGGCAGCCCCCACCCUGCCGCGCAGGCUGUUGUGGGUUGUUCCAUAGGCCCGACGUGGAUUGAAGGAUUUCCAUUUGCAGCUUGCCCAUCGGCAGCUCACAAUCUCCCCAGGUGUAGUCGGCAGCCAAAUUAUUCCUAGGAAUAAAAUCUGAGCCUCUCACCUACUUGCAGUUAAUUCAUCGUGGGGUGCAUGUGGGGAAACCUUCAAACUGAGUCAGGUUAAUUGGUUGUGAUCGGUCCCAGUGUGGUGGGUUUGGGCCUUGAUUGGCCAAGUAUCACUUUUGGGAUGGGGACACUUGCUCCCACGAGAGUUCUCCAACCUCGUGGACGCGGGUCCGGUUCUUAUAGGUGGAGAACGUUCGCCCUGUGCACGGGCGGCGGGGGAGGGAAGACAGAGGAUGGAGUGAGGCUGUUGUGUGACUGAGCUAUAGAGUUGGAAGGGCUUGUUUGCCUCACAUUGGUCUGAUCCCUGGGUGGGAAUAGAAGGAAGGUCUGCGGAGCCGGUCAGGGUGCUGGGGAAACACUCAGCUGUGUCUAUACCAAGAUUUGGAAGGCGUUUGUGGCCUGGUGCAGAUGGGCAGUGUCCAGGUAACAUGCUUUGCAGGGCUCAUGUCAAAGCCUGGAUAACUCCAGUAACACGUACUCAAAGCACACUGCGUAGCCCCUGCAAGGCUGUUAACACCUUCCACAUCCUUGUCUUGGCAAGGCCCAAGAGGUGCUGAGCGCUUACAACCCACUCAGAAGCCAAGAGCUGCUGAAAUUGCUUGGCACCUCUCACGACCAGGCCUUUUAUGUCUGCUCUGGUUGCUCUAUAGACUAUAGAAAGGUUUAUGGAGGUCAGAACUACACAGCUGUGAAAGAGAAGGCCCCUGUCCCCAAGAGUUUAUCCUCUGAGAAGGGCCUGAAUCAAAGCUGUGGGUGGAGACUUCCCUGAGCAGCAGAUGGGUUUGGAUCUUGGAGCUUGCAUGUUCUCCAAGGUACCAACAGGCACAGGGCCAGGAGAGCACAUGGAGAGCAGUGGGCUUGUGUCUGGACACUGGUGCAGACAGGCCCCGCAGAACGACGGGUUCUGCAUGGGGGGAAGGACACGUGCAGGAAAUGUCACCUGUAAUUCAAGGGGCAGCGUGGGAGAAGGCAGGCUGAGGAGAGACCGCACAAGAGCAGCGUGGCUCGAAGUCGGCAGAAGUCCCUGAGACACUGGCGUAAAAGAGGAGCGGCUCAGGGACAACAUUCAGUUCAGCUGCCCUGAAUGCUAGACAACGGGGCAGCAUUGUCCAAGAGGGCUCUUGCUGUCAGGCCACAGGCAUUUCCUGCCCCGGCUGCCCGAGUGGCUUUGUAGUUGGGGAUUGCAGGGUGGGUCUGAGCCUGGGUUCCACUUUUCAUUCUCUGCAACCAAGCAAUAUUCGGGGGUGUCCUGGUCCUGGCCUCUUCCAUGCUGUCUACAGAGCUGCUGCUAGGGCAAGAUCCCCUGUCCUGGCCAGCCCGACCCCAUCACCUUGUAAAUAUGAACAGGGGUCCCCCCCACCCCAUCUUGGGAGCGGGACUCAGCCGAGGGACCAUUCCCCCUAGAACACGUUUCCUGCACACUUGUGAUGUUGACAAUGUACGGAAAUAAAAUUCUAACUUUAUUAGUCAAAGAGACCC